AAUUAGCGUUUAUGGUUUACGAACACCUUAUUCACGAACGUGUCCAAGUUUAUUUGCACUUGAAAUGCAUUUGCAUCGAGUACAUGUUAAAACGAGAUGUGUGAUGGAUUUUAGCGACUUUUUAAGCCAGAUUCAACUUCCCAUAUAGAACGGUCUCAAGUUGUAUUUUUUGCGAAAGCAUUUAAUCAGUACACAUUUAACUUGAGAUAGUUCAUUUGGGAACAGCUCAUAUCCACUAUUUACAAGCUGGGUCGAUCCGAGAGCUUACGGGCGAGUCGGUAAACAACUGUUUAGGACAUUCCAAUUAAACCACAAUAAUAACAGUACUCAGUCAAAUACAAUUAGCAUAAUAUGUGAUUGGACCCGCAAGCUUGUUCAGCUAAACGCCCACUGGAAGGACUAACACAACUCAGUUCAUUCAACAAACUGCACAAACCUAAAUCAUCAGUUGUACCAGGAUUUGCGUCAGAACAUUCCGAUGAUUGCUAUUUAAUGCCCCAGAAAUCAAAACAUUGUAGACGAGACGAAACGUCUGCCUGUAAGCUAUAAAUAACUUCGACUGCCGAACAACCGUUUUGCCGACCACGAGAGCGUAAAACUCUCGCCAAAGUGUUUGCUUAUUGCCGUCGGAAAUAAGGUGACUAACAUCUGGUUUCAACUUUUCACCUCGUCAUUUCAUUCUCAUGAGGAUACUUGCCAAUCGACAAAAGUUAAUCACUCCAGCAUUGAAUCAGAAUACCUGCUCAGAUAGGAGGACAUAUCGGAUUUUCGAAUAAUAAUUGUCAGAAUGGCAUGGAUUUCACUACUUCUGUAUUUUAUCAGCUACUUAAUUACGCAAAGUACCUGUGUUGACAGCCCACAAGGUCACAUCAAACAUUUUCCCUCGUUUGACGGGAUAUUCAACGAUGUCAAAGAAGCCUCUGACUUUGAUGUCGUGCAUCCUUUGCGUUUGGAUGCGAGUGGACGAUUUCUCACACAUGACGUUCACUACGUCAGCAAAAGACGUGGUACAAAAAAAACUCAUUUACGUAAACGACGUCAUAUACAUGAACGUUCACCACAGUCUACUGCAAGAUUAUUGUACAGCAUUCCUCAUGGAGAUCACAUAUUAACAUUAAAUCUAACUGAAAAUCUUUUACUCAUUCCGGAGGAAUUUGUCACUGAAAGAAUAAGAACAAUAAACAAAACAAAUGGAGAUCUAUUUUCUUCAUCAAUCAGUAAAACAAAUCGCUGGCCCUGUCACUUUCGAGGACACGUGGAAGGACAGAAAAACUCAAGAGUGGCACUUUCUACUUGCAACGGCCUGACCGGUCUUCUUAUCACAGAAGAAGGAGAAUUUUUCAUAGAACCGAUAAAGGAUCCGACGCAUUUUCAAGCCUCCACAAAUGCUGACCCAAGAUCUCAAGCACAUAAGAUAUACAGACGAGACCUAUCUUCAAUAUUGGAUAAAGCUGAACCGAUGCUGCAUUACGAAAAACUUGUCAAUAACGAUAAAUUGGCGCGUUUGAAACACAUCAAAAUCCAACCUUCAAGCAGCUCAAACUUGCAUGAUCCUAACACAAUUAAUCCAUCACAGAUGAAUAACUGGUACUCUUUAUAUGACGAUCCCCACAAGAAAGAAUUUUGCGGUGUUCUGGAUACCAAGCGAAGAUAUCGACGAAUCAUAAGAAAACGCGAGCAAUGGGAGGCAAAACGUGAGAGCGCAAGUUCGGGGAACGGGCAGCAAUCUUCCGUGAGUUCAAGUGAGAAAUCACGGCGGCGAUCCAGAAGAUCUGUCAGUGUUAAGCGCAUGGUCGAAAUGUUGGUUGCCGUGGAUAAAAAGAUGAUUGAACAUUAUGAAGCAAAUGAAAACGGAGGCGUCCAAAGAUACGUGUUGACCAUCAUAAAUAUGGUUUCGGAAAUAUUUCGUGAUGCAAGUAUUGGAAAUUCACUCGAAAUCAGUUUAGUUCGACUCGUUUUGUUGGAAGAUGAAAAGAAAGGUCCGAAAAUCACAAGAGACGCAGAAAAUACGUUGGACAAUUUCUGCAGAUGGGCUAAAAAAGUGAAUCCCAAGGACGAUAGCCAUCCUAACCAUCAUGAUGUUGCUGUUUUACUAACAAGGCAGGAAAUUUGCAGUCAGUCUAAUAAAUCAUGUGAAACACUUGGUCUUGCUCAUGUUGCUGGAAUGUGUCAGUCACACCGUAGUUGUAACGUUAAUCAAGAUACUGGAUUAUCAGUCGCUUACACUGUUGCUCAUGAACUCGGACAUAACUUCGCCAUGCAUCACGAUGGUCAAUUAAAUGAUUGCAGACCUUCACCAAAAUACAAUCAUGUGAUGGCACCUCACAUUACAUCCAGUAGUCUUCCGAUGGUAUGGAGUUCGUGCAGUAGGAAAUAUAUAACGAGGUUUUUGGAUCGCAACUGGGGAUUCUGUCUCAACGAUCAGCCAGCCGAACAAGAUGAAUUCACUCCACCUACAGUAUUACCCGGUGUUAUAUAUGAUGCUGAUCAUCAAUGCAGACUCAUGUUUGGUGAAAAAUCAAAAUAUUGUCCUGGAAUUGACGAUAUUUGUCAUCGACUAUGGUGCUAUCACGGAGGAACGUGUAGGUCCCGACUUCACGCUGCAGCGCCUGGUACUAAAUGUGGAAAAACAAAGUGGUGUUAUGAUGGAAAAUGUAUUUCCAUGUCAAAAGAGGUGAAAGUGAUUGAUGGUGGUUGGGGAACAUGGAGUGCUUGGAGCAGCUGUUCAAGAACAUGUGGAAUAGGAGUCAGCUCAUCAAUCAGAUAUUGUGAAAAUCCUCUUCCACAGAAUGGAGGAGAAUAUUGCGUAGGAGAGAGAAAGAGAUAUAAGACAUGUAGUAAAUGGAGAUGUCGAAAAGGCGCUAGGUCAAUGACCUUCAGAGAACAGCAAUGUGCUUCAUUCAAUAAUGUGAAAUACAAAAACAUGACUUUUUCCUGGAAACCAGUUGAAAGUGCUUUGUAUCCUUGUGAGCUUCAUUGUUACACACGAGCAGGAAAAAUUCCAUUUGCAGACAGGUUGCGAGACAAAGUUAUUGAUGGAACCAAAUGUUUUCCAGGCAGCGAUGAUAUUUGUGUUGAUGGCAUAUGUAGAAGAGUUGGAUGUGAUAAAAAUAUUGGAUCAAGAGCAUUAGAAGACAGGUGUGGUGAGUGCCAUGGAAAUGGUUCAACAUGUUAUAAAGUGAGCAAGACAUUCAGUAGAAAGAAAGGAGAAGAAUAUACUCCAAUAGCAUUACUCCCACUUGGUGCUAGGAAUGUUGAGAUAUCAGAGGUGGCACCUGUCAUCAAUUUUUUGGCAUUACGUCAUGCUACAAACAAAAGUCAAUAUUAUCUCAACGGCAACUACAUGAUACAAUGGGAUACCAAGUUUCAACUUGCAGGAACGCAGUUUACUUACAGAAGAAUAAAUCAAACAUUAGAUAGAAUAUCUGCACCUGGUCCACUAACUGAAGAAAUCAUGGUAGUGAUUUUAUUUGUUGAAGAGAAUCCAGGAGUAUCAAUUGAAUAUACAAAGCCAUAUGUUGUAAAUCUCAAUAAAUCAGAAGAAGAGGAAUUUCCUGAAUUUAAAUGGAAAAUUCAAGAUUGGUCUGAAUGUACGCAAGAAUGUGGAAAAGGAUACCAAAUUAUGUCAACGGUUUGUGAAGAAAAGAAAGCUGGUAUAGUUGAUGAUUUCUUUUGUAAUGAUAUCGAGCGACCUAAAUUCAAGAAGAGAUCUUGCAAUGAUAUUUCUUGUCCUCCCAGAUGGUCAUCAUCACCUUGGGAAGACUGUUCUAUCACUUGUGGAUCAAAGUCAGGAAUACAGAGAAGAUUAGUUAUGUGUGUAAGAAGUGUAGGUGAUGGUGAUGAAAUUGCACUGAAUCAUACUUUAUGUUCUGAAAUGGAUCGACCAACGAACAAACGAAGAUGUAGAUUGAAAACAGAAAUACCAUGCCCAGUAUGGAGAUCUGGUGAUUGGGAGCGGUGUUCUGAAACAUGUGGAGGAGGUGUCAAAAAUCGCACUGUUGAAUGUGUAACAUAUGUAAUGAAUGAAGUUAUAAAUCUGGAAAAUGUUGAUGAUGAAGCUGACUUAAUGGAUAUUGAAGAAAUUGACAUUCAGGACAUUGAUAUGACUGGUGAUGCGACUUUGAACGAACGAAAACAACCGGAAAAAAAUUCAGAGGAAGUACUCGAUUCUUCGGAAUAUGACAAACAUGAGAUCCUGAUGCGUGCAAAGGGUUUAUUGUCGAGUAUUGAAAUGGAUUCCCUUAUGCAUGAAAUAGAUUUAGAUGGAUAUGAUGUAGAGAAAAAUGAAUUAUGUGAUUCUUCAAAGAAACCAUUAACUCAGAAAGCAUGUAAUUCUGAUGCAUGCCCGACUACAACCAGUCCAAUUGUGGAAACUUCUGUUGGACUUGACUGGGCAACGUUUUCACAAUUUAUCAAUACAUCCUCAGAAGAUGAAUUUGAUGUGAUUGCACCAACAAAACAUGGUUCCAGUUUUGACACAGUUAAUAUAGAAAAUGAUGAACAGGAGAUAGCAACGACUUCCUUGUCACCUUCGACCUCUAAUAUUAUGGAAAGAUCUUACAACAAUAAAAUUCCAGCUGGUAUAAUCAAUAACAGUACAAAGAUCGAAGGGCAAAGAAACUCAGAGAUACUCAAUAUUGGUGAAAUUCCAAUCAGUGAACCCAUAGAAGUUUCAGUUGAUUACACUGUUACAAUAACAAAUAAUGAAGAUACAUUCCAGGAUUUUUAUGAUGACAGCAACCUGCCAACCAAAUCAACAGACGCUGCUGAAGACAAUUCUACAAAAGAAAAAAGUUUGGAAAGGAACAAAAAUGAAGAUUCAAAAUAUGAUGAAACUUUGGUUGGAACAUUGGAUAAAAUGGAUGAUCGUAAACAGCAUGCAAAUUUCAAUAAACAAGAAAAUGAGACGGAUUUAGUCCAUUAUAAUUCUACUGAAAAUAAAGAUAAUAGGCAAUUGCUCAAUUUUAGUGAUGCUAAUUCAAUUCCAACACAAGAAAUCAUGAAAACAAAUUCUACGAGUACUGAAAUUGUAGUACCUGACAUUGUGAAAGAUAACGGUAAAGAAGAAUUCAACAGUAAUGACAAGAACGCACCAACACAGAAAGUAAAUGGAGUAGUUGAUGAAGAUACAGAAGUCAUUACAGAAUCAACAACCAGUCAUUUUACUACAACAAGCAAGUCUCUAAUGACAAGCAAUCCCAUCACAACCUUUUCUACUUCUACAACAAAGCAAAAUGUCGCUAGAAAGGUAAAGUCUACAACAACAAGCAUACCAACAACUAAAUUGACAACAACAACAUAUAAAUUAAGCACUGAUUUGUCUUCUACAACUAAGCCAACAACAGUAAGCAACCCAAUCACUACAACCAGUGUUCACACUACUACAAGUAAAUCUAGGACGACAAGCAAGCAAACAACUACAGGUUCAGUAAAUAUUGAAACAAGAUCUCAAUUGGUUUCCAGUACUGUAACUCCAGAAAUGUUUGGCUCUCGACGUAAAUCUCAGGAAAUGAAAUCCAUCCAUAAACAACAACAACGAAAUUCAGGACACUUUAAAGAUAAGGAAAUUGAACCAUAUUUUGAUGUAAUUGAUGAAACUGACACAAGACAAAAAAUACAACUAAAAACUGAUGAUAAAAAUGAUCUCAAAACACCCGGCACUAUAGCAAAUAAAAAAGAUUUAGUGAUGGUUCCAGAUCUACGGAAUGUUGAUUUGGACUUCGAUGUUAAAGUUUAUCCAAAUGAAAACACAAGAAAUUUGCUAACAACAACCAUUUCCACCACAACCGAAAAAAUGAAAGAAUUAAAAACAACCACUUCAGCCUCCUUGCCGGCAACUAAUGAUAAGCAAACGUCAACUAUCUCAACAACAACAACAGAAAAGCCAACCACAACUAGCUUGAUUAAAGCAGAGUGGAUUGCUGGCAAAUGGAGCGAAUGCUCAACAACAUGUGGUGUUGGUGCAAAAAUUCGACAAGUUGAAUGCAGUGUUUCGAAUGAGAAGUUAUGCAAUGAAACUGAUCGCCCUCCACCUGCAGUAUUAUGUAAUUUAAAACCAUGUGCUAAGUGGGUAUAUGGACAUUGGACGAAGUGUUCGGCAUUGUGUGGUGCUGGUACUCGGACAAAGAAGAUUGAAUGUGUUGAUCUGUUUACAAAGAAACCAUUACGUCCUCAUCAUUGUAGAUCACUUCCCCCUCUAACAAGUGUAAAGAUAUCAUGUAUUCAAAGUAAAUGUAUGCCGUGGAAAACAUCCAGAUGGUCUUCCUGCAGCAAACCAUGUGGAUCAGGAGUACAGCUACGCAGAGUUGCAUGCUCUCGUUAUGAUCAAUGUGAUCCAGCGUUGAAACCAAAUCAGAAGAAAUCGUGUUUUGUAAAGAAAUGUGUUCAAUGGAGACCACUUAUAUGGAAUAAGUGUUCUGUACAUUGUGGUGGUGGAUUACAGCGUCGACAAGUAAUUUGUAUUGAACAAGCGAACGGUAUUCAAACAAACAGUUCAGAAUGUAGUCCAGGUCUGAGACCUAACAGUGUUCGUAAAUGUAAUCAAGGACAGUGUCCGGUGACUGAUUAUGAUUUCAGCAGUUGUCACAACGAUCGUUUAUCACCAUCAUUUUGUAAACUUCUUGAAAGUUUAGGAAGAUGUGUUCAACCUUCACUUGCUAUCCAGUGUUGCGUGACAUGCAAAACCUUCCUCAGUGUCCGAAGCAAAGAUAAAAUAUCUUGAAUCGUAUGUUUGCUUCAGAAUAUAGUCUAAUGGCUCAUAGGAUCAAAAUGUUGGAGAAAAAGCCGUGCAAAUGUCACAUUAUAAGGGCAAAUAGCAUAUGUCAAAUGUUAUUUUAUAUGUCCAUAUUUAAAUGUCAUUUCAAUGUAACUUUACGGCAUUUAUCGCAAAUUUGUCAUUAUCUGUACAUUGAGACACAAUAAGUGUGAGCUUGAUAUUAUGUCAUAUUGUUUCAGUGUUACUGUUACCAGAUGUGGUUCCCCAUUUAUUCACCAACUGUCAAUGAAAGCUAUGUGUUGACCUUCUAUUGUAUAUUCAAUUACACCAUUGGCUUCUGAAAUUCCUAAAUUGGCUAUUCUUUACACAUCUAAUGGUUAAUUUGCCUUCCACGCACUCUUCAGUCUGUUAUAUUAUCAAUAAAUAUGAAAAAUAAAGUUGAUCAAAAAUUGUUGUUGUUCCCAGUUGAAACCAUAUACAGUAGUUAUAUAUACAUAUAUAUGUAUGAAAAGAAAUAUUGGAUGAAUCCCGAAACAAGCUUUAUUUCACCCAUGUGGCUUUGAUGAAUACCUAUCAUUUUUGGGUUUGCAGUAAAAUAUAAGUUUAAGAAUAUUUGGGAAGAGCUCAAAUUUGUUAAAUACAUUGUGUUAUUUGGUUAUCCUAGUUUCAUUAGUAAUGGUCAUAUAAUUUUUUUGCGUUUUAGUUUCAUAAAGCUUUAUUGCAUUUAUUUGUUCCUUUCAUAGUAUUGUGUUAUUUUUCCAUCUUAAUUUUUGCUCAAUAUCAGCAUAUUAGGUUACAAAAUAUCAGCAUAUUACAUCUAACAUUUUUUAUUUUCAUUGCUUUUGUAAUAUUAUUUAAUCGCUUAUAUUUUACUGUGCUUAACACAAAAAAUCAAGGAUUGUUAAUAUGCCAAGAAAUGAUAAAAUCAUUGCGUGUCACACAAGCAAUUGAUAUGGUUCUAGUAAAAUUUAUUUAUUUUAAGAAUAGCCAUAACUUUGGCUUAUGGAUUCUUUUUUAAAUUAAAUCAAGCAAUUAACUUAAAAUCUGUUCACGUCAUUUGCGGUUUUAAUAGUGCUCAAAAUUUCAAUGCCAUUUUGUGAAAAAUCCUUGUACGUCACACGAGCAAUUGAUAUAAUUCUAGUCAAAUUUAUUUAUUGUGAGUAUAGCGAUAAUAUACCGUUACUACAAAAUAUGUUCAUUUCAUUUGCAUUUUUUUAGUGCCUAGAAUUUCAACGCCAUUUCGUG
This is a messenger RNA of Styela clava, 7960 nucleotides long. RefSeq names its product A disintegrin and metalloproteinase with thrombospondin motifs 7-like. The record is from RefSeq and is a predicted model, not a curated record. Lineage: Eukaryota; Metazoa; Chordata; Ascidiacea; Stolidobranchia; Styelidae. Gene Ontology annotation, cellular component: extracellular matrix. Gene Ontology annotation, biological process: extracellular matrix organization; proteolysis. Gene Ontology annotation, molecular function: metalloendopeptidase activity.